UGGGUGCUGGGAAACUGCUCCUGCUGCUGAUGAAGCAACUGAAUCUCAGUCAGGAUAAAUACCAGCAGAUUCUCUGCAUCCAGGCAUCAGACAGAAUCAUCCGGAGCUGGAAUCCAACCUUCAACCACUGGAAGAUGAAGCCCUUCAGUGUAGCAGUUGUGGUGGCCGUGAUGGUGGUUGUUGUGUGUGUUCAUCAGAGCUCUGCUCUUCCAUCCAGUGAGGUGGAAGAAGAACAGGAGAUGAUGAUGGAGAGUCCUGCAGAAGAACAUGAGGAAAUGUCCCUGAAUCCCUGGGAGAUGCCGCACAGCAGAGAGAAACGUGGCAUCAAGUGUCGCUUCUGCUGCUUCUGCUGCUCUCCAAAAGUGUGUGGAUUCUGCUAUGCCGCACAGCAGAGAGAAACGUGGCAUCAAGUGUCGCUUCUGCUGCGGCUGCUGCUCUUCAGGAGGCUGUGGAGUCUGCUGCAGAAAAAGAAGAGGCUGAAGGUUCUCAAGAAACUUGAGCAACUGACUGACAUCCGUAACAUCAAAAACUUUGGUGGAAUUCCCCAACACCAGGUGAACACUGGGAAACUGCUCCUGCUGCUGAUGAAGCAACUGAAUCUCAGCCAGGAUAAAUACCAGCAGAUUCUCUGCAUCCAGGCAUCAGACAGAAUCAUCCAGAGCUGGAAUCAAACCUUCAACCACUUGAAGAUGAAGCCCUUCAGUGUAGCAGUUGUGGUGGCCGUGAUGGUGGUUGUUGUGUGUGUUCAUCAGAGCUCUGCUCUUCUAUCCAGUGAGGUGGAAGAGCAACAGGAGAUGAUGAUGGAGAGUCCUGCAGAGGAACAAGAGCAAAUGGCCCUGCACCUCUGGGAGAUGCCGCACAGCAGAGAGAAACGUGGCAUCAAGUGUCGCUUCUGCUGCGGCUGCUGCUCUUCAGGAGGCUGUGGAGUCUGCUGCAGAAAAAGAAGAGGCUGAAGGUUCUCAAGAAACUUGAGCAACUGGUGUGAUGAAACGUGCAAUAUAGAUAUACAGAUGUAUUUUUGUAAUAUUAUUAACAAGUGUAUGUUAAUAAAGCUUU
Synchiropus splendidus (mandarinfish) is the source of this 1056-nucleotide messenger RNA. RefSeq lists its product as uncharacterized. Gene Ontology annotation, biological process: intracellular iron ion homeostasis; defense response to bacterium. The transcript has 7 exons. The record is from RefSeq and is a predicted model, not a curated record. Gene Ontology annotation, cellular component: extracellular region. The coding region runs from base 30 to 953 and encodes 307 amino acids. NCBI's taxonomy places the organism in Eukaryota, Metazoa, Chordata, Actinopteri, Syngnathiformes, Callionymidae.